Molecule: messenger RNA, 7029 nt
Organism: Neoarius graeffei (lesser salmon catfish)
Lineage: Eukaryota; Metazoa; Chordata; Actinopteri; Siluriformes; Ariidae
Gene: nin
Product: ninein (GSK3B interacting protein)
Exons: 27
Coding region: 236-4867 (1543 amino acids)
Biological process (GO): centrosome localization; centrosome-templated microtubule nucleation; microtubule anchoring at centrosome
Cellular component (GO): centriole; mitotic spindle pole; pericentriolar material
Molecular function (GO): calcium ion binding
Source: RefSeq, a predicted model, not a curated record
AAGCAGAAACCGUUCGGCUGGAGAUGCGGUGGUCUGUAGAUUUUGGAGUUGGAUUGAUCUCACGGUGUCUGUGUGUAUGACUUAAUCUGCACAGCUGCUGCAGGGAGGAGACAGACUUCCCUCUGUUUCUGGAUGAGUUUUCUCCCAAGUGAGCAAUUCUGCCGAGAUUUUUCUUUAGAGUCAAGCAGAGGAGAGCGUGUGUGAAAUCUCACACUGAAAGGAGUGGGGCAGGCUGAUGGAUGAAGAGGGAGAUCAGACGGAUCAGCAUGAGGAGCGUUUAAGGGAAGUGUUUCAGAGUUUCGAUGGGAUCGGUGCUGGUUCACUAAGCCCGGAGGAGUUAACCGAGCUCUGUCACACCCUGCAGCUGGCUGACCAAGCACGACACGCACUGCUAAACACACUAUUUAAUACACAGGGCCAACUAAACAAACGGGUUGAAUUUGAGCAGUUUAAGGACGCUUUGAUUCUGGUGCUUUCCUCCACUGAAGAGGCACUCGCUGAAGAAAACCCUCCUCGCCCAGUCUCCCCAGAGGUGCAGCCUCGCUUUGUAAAGGGCACUAAGCGUUAUGGACGUCGGUCCACACCAGAGUUCACACAGACCAUCUCGGAUUUUGCGCACACACCAUCGGUGGAAAGAGAGGACAAUGCAGCCACAAGGACUAGUGAUGAUGGGGCGUUGCCUGUUAAGCGUGAGCGCUGGAACGCUGAUGCGAGUAGUCCAGAGGAGUACGAAGCAGAGGGUCAGCUGCACCUGUGGAACCCUGAUGAACCGGGUACGCCACGUGGAAGCAUGGCACCCCUCAGUGACCUGGAGGACCGACUGUACAGUGCCUGCCAGCAGCUCUCACUGCCCCUGGAUGGCAAAGCUACCAUACAUCAACUACGCACACUCUGCCAGCACCUCAACUUGGAGGUAGGAGAGGAUGUCUUCCAGUCUGCAGAUGAGAAGAAUGUGAGUGUGCAGGAGUUUAUAUCUUCCAUCCACAACAACAGCAAACCACCUACUCCCUCUGCCUCAACACCUUACAGACAGCUAAAGAGACAUCACUCAACACAGCCUUUUGAUGAGAUGGGUCGCAGGAUCGCCUCUGUGAUGAGCAGUACAAUCGGACUGCGGCUGUUUUCUGAAUUAGAUGAUGGAACGGGACACACAGCAGUGGAGCUACUUCUGGAUGCCUGGCUAGAAGAUGGUGUAGAGAACAGCUCUGAAGUCCUGCAGGCUCUGGAUUUCUGCCUGGAUGGAAAGGUGAAUCUGAGUGAACUGACUGCAGCUCUGGAGAAUGAGCUCAUGGUCACAAAGAACUCCGUCCACCAAGUGGCACUGGCGAGCUUUAAGGCUGAGAUCCGAUAUCUCCUUGAGCGUGUGGAUCUGGAGCUCAGGGAGAAAGAGAAGCUUCACUCUGAUUUGGAAAAAGCAGAGAAGCUCAAGUCCCAGCUGGCCUCUGAGGUGGAUGAACAUCACUCCACCAUCGAACGCAUCAACGAUCUUAACCUGCGGAAGUUGGAGCAGGAGCAUAAGGAUCGUGUGGUGGCUCUGAGGGCGGAGCUGAGCAAAGAGGUGGAACUUGUACAGCAACAGGCCAAUCAGCAGAGAGAAGAACUGGAACAGGAAAUCAGUAGGAUCAAAGAGGAGGAGACGUUCCUCAGAGAACGCCUCGCUCUGACUAUUAAGGAAAAUGGGCGCUUGGAGGCCGAGCUGCUAGACAGCGCAGAGCAGCUGAUUGAAGCGGAGGCCCAGUUAAGUAAACUGCAGAAAAACCUCGACAAUGUUCUCAAGGAGAAGUUUGGUGAUUUGGACCUGAGCAAUGCCGAGUUCUAUCAGCAGGAGGAACGUCUCAGGCAGCUGCGCAACAGCUAUGAGGAUCAGUGUCGGGAGCUGCAGGAUCGUAUAGAUGAGUUGCAGGCUCAGUUAGAGGAAUUUCGUGUUUUAAGCCAUGCCCCGCAGACCUCCCUCAGACCCUGUCUGUCUGAUGAGCUGGACAGCAAGAGUCCUGGCACAGAGUCGGACCAAGGCCUAGGUUCUGAAGAAGGGCAGCCGUUUAACAUGAGUCUGGAAGCAGAGAUGAUGCUGGAGCAGUUGAAAGAGCAACACAUCAGAGAGCUGGAGGACAUGAGAGUGCAGCUAGAUUCCACGGUGAACAAGUGUGAUCACAGGCUGGAAGAACAAAAGACCUCUCUUGAGGAGGAGAGUCGUCUGUUGUCAUUACAGCACCAACAGGAAGUGAAGUCUCUGAAGGAAGAAUUGAAUGAAGCACUGAAGCGAGCUCGGGAUUUGCAGGCGCAACUUGAGCAGGAGAAACUCCGCAUGGAGGCUCAGCAGAGUGUCGAGCGUGCUGAACUACAUGUUUACCAACAGCAGGUUGGUUCCCUCAGCCAGGAGGUGCAGGAUGCCAGGAUCCAUGCAGAGAAACUGGAGGAGCAGCUUUGGGUGAUGGAGGAGCGAGAGAGAGGAGCAGAGGAGAGCAGAGCACGGGACAAAGAAGAGCUGAGCUGGGCUCAUGCAGAGGAGCUAAACCGAAUGGAACUGCACUACAAGGAGACGCUCAAGGCCAGUCUUCAGAAGCAGAAUGGGGAGGCAGAGAGGAUGCUUUCUGAAGUGUUGGAGAAAGAAAGGCAACAUAUGGAAAAAGUUCAUGAGGAGGUGCUGACCGUUCGGUUAGAGGAGGUGCAGCAGAGAGCUGAGCAGGAGCUAAUCGAAUUAGAGAGGAGGCUUAGGGAAGAGUGGGAGUGGGACAAGCAGCAACUAGAGGAGAGCAGUAGGAAAAAGCUUCAGGAGCUGGAACGUUUGCAGGAGGAAAGCAGUAAGAGGCUCAGGGAGCAGUGGGAAAAGGAGCAUAUUCUUUUACAAGCGCAACAUCGUGCUGAGCUGCAGAAGUGUUUACAGCAGGAAAGGGAGCGACUACAAGCCCAGGAGGAAGACAAAGAGCGUAGAAUGAUGGAGUGGGAAAGAGAACGAGCUCAAUUGCAUGAGCAGCAUGAGGAGGUGCAGGAGCAAAUCAAAUUAGAGAGGAGGCUCAGGGAAGAGUGGGAGUGGGACAAGCAGCAACUAGAGGAGAGCAGUAGGAAAACACUUCAGGAGCUGGAACGUUUGCAGAAAGAGCAGGAGGAAAGCACUAAGAGGCUCAGAGAGCAGUGGGAAAAGGAGUACACUCUUCUACAAGAGCAACAUCAUGCUGAGCUGCAGAAGUGUUUACAGCAGGAAAGGGAGCGACUACAAGCCCAGGAGGAAGACAAAGAGCGUAGAAUGAUGGAGGAGUGGGAAAGGGAACGAGUUCAGCUGCAUGAGCAGCAUGAGGAGGUGCUGCAGGGCAGGCUGGAGGAGCUGAGAGCACAGUUUCAGGCAGAGGGAGAGGAGCAAGAAAGGAGGUGGCGAAAAGUCCUAGAAGAACAACGGGGCCAAAUGAAAGGCGCACAAAGGGAGGCCAUGCAGGAGCUGACUGUGAAAUAUGGUGAGGAGAGCAAGAUGCUGAGCUGCAUCCUGGAGAAACUUCGCACAGACAUCGAUAAGGAGAGGAGUGAAGCUGGACGUCUGGCUGAGGAAAACCUCCUUUUGAGACAGAAUCUCGCAGAACUGCGAGAAGAUCUGAAAGAGAAGCAGCAAGAGUUGCUCCUGAAAGUGGAACACUUCCGGAAGGAGAAAAAUGCUGCUCAGAAGAUGGCUGAUGGUUUGAAGAGGCAGACGGAAGAAGGAGAUUGUGCAGGAUCUGUAAGCAGAACUGAAAAGCUGGAAGAGGAGAAGAAGCUUCUACGAGUAGAACUAAACCGCUGUGUGGAAAAGAUGGCUCAGCUUCGUUCAGCAGAAACCCAGCUGGCUCAGCUCUUGCAUGAGAGACAGAUGGCAGACAAACACAACCAAGCAUUACGUACACAAAUGAUCAAGGCACAGGAGAAGGUUCAAGCAUUGGAUUCUACACUGCAAGGGCUUACUCAGCAGAAUGCUCGUCUGAAAUCGGACCUGCGCAUCACCCAACAAGAGCGAGAGACACUCAAACAGGAAGUGAUCUCACUGCAUAAACAGCUUCAGAAUGCCAAUGAAAAGAUGCCUGGUGUCCCAGUUAGCUUGCACCAGGGGAAGCGUGUAUGGGCAGAGCUGUCUGGUCUGAUGGAAGCAGAGCUGAGUUUGCUGCGUGAAGAAAAUCAAAGGCUGCAGCGAGAGAUCAGUGAUGCACGGCUAGAGCUCAGCUCUGCACGGGAGAAGGCUCGACAGCUGGAGGCGCUGGUGUUGAGUGUGAAACAGCAGAAGCAGCAGAACCAGGCAAGCCUGGCCAAGACGGCAGAGCAGGAAAGAUCAGCUCUUAAACGAGAGAUAGAGGCUCUGCAAACACAGCUACACAACAAACUGUAUGACAGUAGUGAAGAGCAGAGAGAAAUUGAGAAUCUUCAUGAGGAGAAUGAGAGACUCAGGAACAAACAGACGAUACUGGAGGCCCAACUGAUGGAGGCUCAGCUUAUCGCCAUGCUACCACCAUCACCACUGCGAUUGUCCACGGAGCGAAGAGGACAGCGCCAUGGAGAUGAGAUGAACCCAGACAUCAAUAAAGAGCAGGAAGUGGCACUGUUGAAGAUGGAGGAGAGGAUGAAGGAGGUGGAGCUCAUGCUCCGAAAUGUCAAACUGUUGUUGCAAGAGAAAGUUUCCCAGCUAAAGGAACAGCUGAAUAAGAACAAUAAAGCAGACGUGUUGGUCAGUGAUCUUUAUGUGAAGAAUGCUAAGCUAUUGAAGGCUCUAGAAGUGAGUGAGCAGAGGCAGAAGGUGACAGAAAAGAAAAAUUACCUCCUGGAGGAGAAAAUCUCCAGCCUUAAUAAGAUCGUUCGUGAGCUCAGUCCCUCACCACGAAUGCCUGUGCCAUACCAUGUGACCCGCUCCUGAUAACACUUUUUUUGUUUUUUGGUUUUUUUUUUUAAAUCUACUUAUUUAUUUGCUUUUUAUUUUAUUAAAGUGACUGUUAAGAGGUCAUGGUUUUUCACAUGAAACAAACCACCAUUUUUGCAUGACACAAAUGCUAAUGAAAAGUACACAGAGGAAGGAAACUUCUUGUAUGCAGGCUGUCUGGUUAGGCCUAGAAGUAUUUUGGUGCAUAUUUAACAUGUUUAUGUAAGUAGAUCUGCUGUUUCUAAGAGCAUCAUCAUUUGUGCUUCCUUAAAGAUGCACUUUGAUUUAUAGAGCAGUUGCCAUGGAAACAGCGACCCCACCCUUGGUUGGAACCCUCUCUUGUGCGUUGGCCUUGAGGAAAAACAUGCACAGCUGAGCAAUAAAAUUUUGGAUGGGGAAGGAGCACUUUUUUUUUUUUGAGAAAUUCUAUGGGGGCGGCACGGUGGUGUAGUGGUUAGCGCUGUUGCCUCACAGCAAGAAGGUCCGGGUUCGAGCCCCGUGGCCGGCGAGGGCCUUUCUGUGCGGAGUUUGCAUGUUCUCCCCGUGUCCGCGUGGGUUUCCUCCGGGUGCUCCGGUUUCCCCCACAGUCCAAAGACAUGCAGGUUAGGUUAACUGGUGACUCUAAUUGACCGUAGGUGUGAAUGUGAGUGUGAAUGGUUGUCUAUGUGUCAGCCCUAUGAUGACCUGGCGACUUGUCCAGGGUGUACCCCGCCUUUUGCCCGUAGUCAGUUGGGAUAGGGUCCAGCUUGCCUGCGACCCUGUAGAACAGGAUAAAGCGGCUAGAGAUAAUGAGAUGAGAAAUUCUAUGAUUUGUACAGGUCUACAAACCCUACAUCAUUAAACUCCUCAGAAAUCAGACUAUCAUUCAGGUGUGAGCAUAAGUCGACUUGAUUUCAGCUAAAGUUUUUUAUAAAUACCUAAAGAAAUUAGAUUUUCUUAAAAAAAUCUAUCUUGACUGUAUCAUUCCAGUUACGUAUUUGCACAAAAUUAGCUUAAUUAUAUUACAAAUUGAAAAUAUUUUUGGAUGAAAUUUGUAACAAUGUCAUUCCCUGUUUUUACUGUAUAGUUUUGUGAAAUAUGAAUUUCUUUAUAAAAGGUUAUAAAGAGAUGUGGGAUGGACCACAGUACAGUUUUAGACCCCUUACACUAAAAUAUUCUGAUUUCAAAGUGCAAUUAAUCUAGGAGCAAUAUGGUAAUAUUCUGAUUCGAAGGGGGGGGGGUUGUUUCCCCCUCUCUCUGAGCAGUAUUUGUUUCACUUUUCUAUAAUGGAUCAUGUUUGGUUAAAGCCUGCCUCUCAAGUGGGCAUGAAACUUCAAUGUCUGUUUUUGUUUUUUCCUCUAAAUGAAUUGUAUAUGCUGUGCAGGUAUACAUUUAAAGUAUUACUAUUUCUAAUUUAACUUUUAAAGUGAUCCUCAGCUACAGUAUUUUUAUAAAGUCCAUACUAGCAUUUUUGUAAACCUGAAAGAAGGCAGUGACUUUGGCCGCCUAGAUGGAGAUGAGAAACUGUCUAGUAGUGAAUGUAAGCCUGUGCGGGGGGGAAAAAAAGAGCAUGGUGCUGAGAAAGGAAGUAUUUGUAUUACAGUAUCCGAGGUGUUUCUAUUCAGCAGAACCAAAGAGCAUUUCCCACUGGCCCGGGUAACACUGUCCAGACUCUACCUGUCAAGAGCUGCUGUUAGCCAAGUGACUGACGAUGUGCUGGGUUAUUGUGAAUUUAAAGGAAACGGUAAAUAAUUUUAGAGAAUAACAUGUUUGGAGUGACGUUUUGUGAGUGUGAAUAUUUCCUGUUGUAGCAUAGGCCUGCUUGCAUGUUGUUCAUUGUGAGGAAGGGGAUCAUGAGAUUCUUUUCCAUGAUAGAUUACACAUAUGUGAUCAUAUCUCACCUCCCUCUUUCUUUCAACUGGGAACAUGGAAUCAUGGGAACAUGUAAAGGUGAAUUUCAGUACGCCUGGAAACUGCACUCUGGUAAACAUGACAUUACAUGUGAAAAUAAAUGAAUUGUUUAGAGAAGGAAACUCUGGGGAAAAUGGACUGUGUUUAAAAAAAAAAAAAGACAUGUCAAACACAAAUUUGAGGAUUUAAAAAGAAAAAUGUGAAAGUCACAUGAAUAUCCAUGAAUAAAUGUUGUUGCAUGUUUAAAAAUAAAAAUGUGUGAAAACAAA